AUGUUUACUACAAUAGGAUUUUUGUUAGUUCUACAACUAUUAGUGAACUCAGAGUGUUUCGUGGUCAGGAGUCCUGAAACCAAGAACAGGAAAUGGAUCGAGCAGCACUCGAAAGACCCCUUAAUUCUCACGCCCUACGUAGAGAGCGGGAAAAUAAAAGAAGGCCAAAAAUUAUCACGGGUUCCUGUCACGGAAAAGCUGGGUAUCAAGAGCUAUUCCGGUUUCUUCACCGUCAACAAGGCCCACGACUCUAAUCAGUUCUUCUGGUACUUCCCUCCUAUCAAUGACGAUAAAAAAUCACCUGUGCUGGUGUGGCUGCAAGGGGGACCAGGAGGGUCUUCACUCUUUGGGCUCUUCGAGGAAAACGGACCUCUUAUAGUGAAGAACGAAACGUUUGAACGUAGGCAGUAUACAUGGGCGUUGAAUCACCACCUCAUCUACAUAGACAACCCGGUCGGCGCUGGAUUCAGCUACACGAAUAACUCGAGCGGGUUCUGCACCAACCAAACGCAGGUCGGGGACGAACUAUAUUCCACCGUCGUACAAUUUCUGCAACUCUUCCCGGAACUGCAAGAGAACAAAUUCUUCAUCUCCGGCGAGUCGUAUGCUGGCAAGUACAUACCCGCUCUCGCUUACAAAAUACACAAAACGAACCCCACAGCUAAAAUCAAAAUUAAUCUAUCGGGUAUCGCCAUCGGAAACGGUUACAGCGACCCGGAGCACCAACUUUCCUAUGGAAAAUAUUUGUAUCAACUCGGCUUAGUCGACAGGAUUCAAUCUGAAACCCUUGAAGAAAACGAAAUUAAAACGGUACAAUAUAUUCACGAAAAACUAUGGCAAAAAGCGACAGAUGCGUGGAACGAUAUGAUGAGUUUCUUUGCAAUCAAAGCUGGAUCCAUUAAUCUCUAUAAUUAUUUGCACACUGAUGAGUAUACUAAUUCGACUUGGAGAAUACUGGAUAAUACUGAUGUACGUCAAUCUAUCCAUGUCGGAGAUCUGCCGUAUAGCGGUUUAUCGAAUGAAGUUUACAGAUAUCUGAGAGGUGAUAUGAUGAAAUCUGUGGCUCCCGAGAUGUCUGAGCUCUUGGAUUAUUACUCAGUACUCAUUUACAAUGGACAGUUGGACAUAAUUGUUGUCUAUCCGCUGACUGUGAACUAUCUUAGUCAUUUAAACUUUACUGCAGCUGAGGAUUACAAGAAGGCGGAGAGGCAUCAAUGGAUGGUUGGUGACGAGUUGGCAGGUUAA
This is a messenger RNA of Chilo suppressalis (striped riceborer), 1245 nucleotides long. The record is from the annotation of a GenBank genome assembly. NCBI's taxonomy places the organism in Eukaryota, Metazoa, Arthropoda, Insecta, Lepidoptera, Crambidae.